AAUGGAACACCAAAGCUUCGUCUUCUUGGAAAUGAUAUCAGCAAAACUAUACAAGAACAAGAGCUGGACUCGUUCGAUUUCCUCUCACCCUUCACCAAGUGUUCCCUGAUGCAUGUUCUUAUCAGAGACACCACCAACAAGAUCCAAGAGCACUCCCAACUCCUAAAAAUUCUCUGACACCGUUGUCACAGGCCAACUCACUGGUCCACACACAGUUUUCCUCUGGUCCAAGAAAAAAUGUCUUCUUUCCUUGUCCUCCCGUGGCUUUUCACUACUGAGCUGCAAGGCAGAGGAAGCACCUCCAAGCUUUGAUCUUUCUUUAUUGAGCCUUUUCUUGGAGCCUUUCCUCCAUUGUCUUCUUUGAGCUGCUGCAAUGGCCUUGGUUUCACACCCGUUCCUCCACCUCCUCCUCCUCCUCUUCCUCUUCGACUCCUAUCUUCUCCGCCAGAAGCUGGUUCAUGGGAACGAGGAGCUGACGGCUCUCAUGGAGCUGAAGGCUUCCUUGGACCCGGAGAACAGGAUCCUGACCACAUGGGCCGGCGACGGGGAGGCAUGCCGGCGGGGCUUUGAGGGCGUGGCCUGCGACGAGAAGGGGAAGGUGUCCAACAUCUCUCUCCAGGGGAAGGGGCUCUCGGGGUGCAUCUCGCCGGCGGUGGCGCGGCUGAAAAGCCUCACGGGGCUCUACUUCCACUUCAACAACAUCUCCGGGGAGAUCCCGCGAGGGAUUGCCAACCUGACGGAGCUGAGCGAGCUCUACCUCAACGUCAAUAACCUUUCCGGCAGCAUCCCUGAGGAGAUUGGAGACAUGGAUGGCCUUCAAGUCCUCCAGCUUUCCAACAACAAACUGAGCGGAAGCAUUCCUCCAAAGCUGGGGCUUUUGAAGAAGCUCAACAUGCUUGACCUGCAAUCAAAUCACCUAAGUGGGGCAAUACCAGCAACUUUGGGAGAUCUAAUUGGAUUGACAUGGUUGGAUUUGAGCUUCAAUCAGCUGUUUGGUUCAAUCCCAGUCAAGCUAUCUCAGCUUCCUCAGUUGACAGUGUUAUACGUUCAGAACAACUCUCUUUCUGGCAGCAUUCCCCCUGAAUUGAAAAGAUUGGGCGAGAACUUCAAGUACGGGAGUAACACCGAUUUGUGUGGAACUGGGUUCACUGAUCUCAGAAUUUGCACUUCUGCUGAUCUCCUCAAUGCAAGCAGACCUGAACCAUUUAGUGCCGGUCUCACACCUCAGGACAUCCCGCAUUUUGUCAAUAUCUCUUCACAUUGUAACACAACCCACUGCUCCAGCUCUUCCAAGUCUGCCAACUUGGCUGUCUUCAUUACAAUCACUGUAGUUGUUUUUGGAAUUAUGAUCUCUGGACUGAUGGCCUUCGUUUGGUACCGUCGCCGUAAACAAAAGAAUGGUCUUCUUAGCACUGACCUGGCCAAGUUUUCAUAUCAGAGAAGUGCCUCUCCACUUAUUAGCCUCGAGUACUCGAAUCGCUGGGAUCCAAUGACUGAUCAGAGCAGCGGAAUUAGCUUGUCUCAGGAGAUUUCUCAGAACUACAAGUUUAAUUUGGAGGAGGUGGAGUGUGCCACCCAGUACUUUUCGGAGGUUAAUCUGCUCGGGAGAAAGGGCAGUUUUGCCGCUACGUAUAAGGGUAUACUGCGAGAUGGAACCAAAGUUGCCGUAAAAAGAAUCAGCAAGACCAGUUGCAAGUCUGACGAAGUUGAGUUCCUCAAGGGUCUGAAGAUAUUGACAUUACUGAGGCAUGAAAAUCUCAUUCGAUUGAAGGGUUUCUGCUAUUCAAGAGCAAGAGGGGAGUGUUUCCUCAUAUAUGAUUUUGUUGCUAAUGGGAGCUUGUCACAGUAUCUGGAUGUGAAAGGUGAUGAGAUCCAAAAGGUUCUUGAAUGGCCUACAAGAGUUUCUAUCAUCAGAGGCAUUGCAAAAGGUAUCGAAUAUUUACACAGCAAUAGAACAAACAAACCGCCUUUGUUCCACCAGAACUUAUCGGCAACAAAGGUUCUCAUUGACCACCAAUCCAAUCCUCUUCUCUCUGGCUCUGGCAUCCACAAACUAUUGGCUGACGAUGUCGUGUUCUCGACCCUCAAAACAAGUGCUGCCAUGGGCUACCUGGCUCCUGAGUAUGCUACCGUCGGGCGCUUCACAGAGAAGAGUGAUGUCUAUGCCUUUGGGGUCAUCGUGUUCCAGAUCCUUACAGGCAAGACAAGGAUCACUCACUUGGAGUCUGGUAAACUCGAAGACCUCGUCGAUGAGAAUCUACAAGGCAAUUAUCCGAAGCCAGAAGCGGCAAAAUUAGCAGGUGUCGCAUUGCUUUGCACAAGUGAAGUUCCAGAUCAGAGACCAACAAUGGAGGCAGUGCUUCAAGAAUUGAGUAGCAUCAACAGCAACAGCAGCUACUGAUCCAAGAACUAACUGUGUUAAUGUUGCAUCAUUGUAAUGCUGCCAGGAACUUCCAACAGUGUGCAGUAUAGGGUAUCAGUACUGAUAAGGGAAGAGGAAGCAGCUAAUUUGACUAUGUUUCUGUUGUCCAAAGAUUGCAUGUUCAUUUAAUGGACUAAAUUACUGUUCUCUUCUUUGUCAAA
This is a messenger RNA of Musa acuminata AAA Group (dessert banana), 2583 nucleotides long. Its product is annotated as BRASSINOSTEROID INSENSITIVE 1-associated receptor kinase 1. The record is from RefSeq and is a predicted model, not a curated record. Gene Ontology annotation, biological process: protein phosphorylation. Lineage: Eukaryota; Viridiplantae; Streptophyta; Magnoliopsida; Zingiberales; Musaceae. The coding region runs from base 374 to 2401 and encodes 675 amino acids. Gene Ontology annotation, molecular function: protein kinase activity; ATP binding; protein binding. The transcript has 4 exons.